Messenger RNA from Coregonus clupeaformis (lake whitefish), 3559 nucleotides. RefSeq names its product sorting nexin 1a (gene snx1a). The coding region runs from base 84 to 2429 and encodes 781 amino acids. The record is from RefSeq and is a predicted model, not a curated record. Gene Ontology annotation, cellular component: endosome; endosome membrane. Gene Ontology annotation, biological process: early endosome to Golgi transport; intracellular protein transport. The transcript is spliced from 16 exons. Lineage: Eukaryota; Metazoa; Chordata; Actinopteri; Salmoniformes; Salmonidae. Gene Ontology annotation, molecular function: phosphatidylinositol binding.
UGGUGAGAAGUGGCGCUCGUGCUGCAUCAUCUCCGGACGCCUCUAUAUGGAUAUGUCGAGACAUAGCCGGCUGUUUCAGCAAGAUGGCGACCAGUUCAGAGCGUAGUCCCCCUCCCUUUCCCGAGGACCUGGAACCGGAGCCUGACGAAGUUGGAGACCAAGACAGUGAUGACGGAGAAGACAUUUUUCUUGGCGCAGACAACCCAUUGGAGAUAAAGAUGGACCCUUCGCUGCCUGCAAAUGACAUCACAACCAAACCACUGAGUGAAGCAUCUAGUGCUCCAGUGAUGGACAUCCUUAGUGAACCUGCAAGUGAGGCAUCUAGUGCUCCAAUGGAAGACAUACUUAGUGAACCAGCAAGCGCGAACUUGGAGGUUACUAGUGCUCCAAUGGUGGACCUCCUUAUGGAACCAGCAAGCGAGGCAUCUAGUGCUCCAAUGGUGGACAUCUUUAUGGAACCAGCAAGCAAGGCAUCUAGUGCUCCAAUGGUGGACCUCCUUAUGGAACCAGCAAGCGAGGCAUCUAGUGCUCCAAUGGUGGACCUCCUUAUGGAACCAGCAAGCGAGGCAUCUAGUGCUCCAAUGGUGGACCUCCUUAUGGAACCAGCAAGCGAGGCAUCUAGUGCUCCAAUGGUGGACCUCCUUAUGGAACCAGCAAGCGACGACUUAAAGGAGCCCCCCAAACCCGACAUCAUCGACCCAUUGGCUGACAUUAUCAACGACACUCCACUCAGUGAAGUCAAAACACCAGUUGUUGCUAUGGCCCAGGAGCCACCGAGCGACCUCUUCAAUGAUGAGCCUAGCGACCUUUUCGCUGAACCACGACCGAGUAACACCGCCAAGCAACCACAAACUAGCAUAUUCGAAGAACCUGACGAGGACCUCUUCAGCGAACCACUGGGUGAGGCCUUGAAGAAACCUCAGAAUGUCUUCAAAGAAGCAUUUGCACCAGUGGCCAAAGCUAGCAAUGUCUGCGGUCCUCUGAGUGACAACUACAAUGAGGACCCCACUGAUAUAUUCACUGAGGAGGCCAUCACUACUGUCCCUAGUGCAGUCAAUACCAUUUCCGUCAACUCCAAGACCAACGGAGUCCACUCCGAUGAGGAGGAACCUGAUAUAUUUGCAGAAGCCACCGUAGAGCUGUCUCUAGACAGCCCUAGGAACGACAGAAAAAAGAAAGAGGCAGCCAAGCCCUCUGUGUCUGCCCCUGCUCCCUCGGUCGCAGCGAGUGCUUCCAACCCGCAACCCAAGACCCUGGAGGAGUUGGAAGAGGAGGUUGAGGACAAAUUUGAGCUGAAUAUCUCAAUAACCAACCCAGAGAAAGUCGGGGAUGGCAUGAAUGCUUACAUGGCCUACAAAGUCUCUACACAGACCACACUGCCCAUGUUCCGCAGUAAGACGUUCACGGUGCGCCGGCGUUUCAGUGACUUCUUAGGCCUCUACGAGAAGCUCUCAGAUAAACACGCGCUGAACGGCUACAUUGUGCCCCCGCCGCCUGAGAAGAGCAUUAUGGGCAUGACUAAAGUCAAAGUGGGAAAAGAGGACAACUCGUCGGCUGAGUUUGUGGAGAGGAGGAGGGCGGCUCUGGAGAGGUAUCUGCAGAGAGUGGUGUUCCACCCAUCGCUGCUACAAGACCCUGAUGUCAGAGAAUUCUUGGAGAGAGACGAUAUGCCCAGGGCUCACAACACCCAGGCUCUGAGUGGCGCCGGCUUCCUGAAGAUGAUCAACAGGGCUACAGACUCCCUCAGCAAGAUGACCAUCAAGAUGAACGAGUCGGACGUGUGGUUCGAGGAGAAACUGCAGGAGGUGGAGGCUGAGGACCAACAGCUGAGGAAGCUCCACAUCAUGGUGGACUCUCUGGUCGGACACAGGAAAGAGCUGUCGGUGAACACGGGGGGCUUUGCCAAGAGCGUGGCGAUGCUGGGCAACUCGGAGGACAACACGGCCCUGUCCAGAGCCCUCUCCCAGCUGGCCGAGGUGGAGGACAAGAUGGAGCAGCUGCACCAGGAGCAGGCGGCCAGCGACUCGUUCUGCUUCGCCGAGCUGCUCGCCGACUACAUCCGCCUGCUGGGAUCCGUCCGGGCCUCCUUUGACCAGCGGAUGAAGGCGUGGCAGCGCUGGCAAGAUGCUCAGAACAUGCUGCAGAAGAAGAGGGAGACAGAGGCCAAGCUGCUGUGGGCCAACAAGCCUGACAAGCUGCAGCAGGCCAAGGAUGAGAUCACUGAGUGGGAGGCCAAGGUGACUCAGUACGAGAGAGACUUUGACAGAGUGUCUGCUACAGUUCGCAAGGAGGUGCUCAGGUUUGAGAAAGAGAAGGCUCGAGAUUUCAAGAAACAGAUCGUCAAAUACCUGGAGUCUCUGCUGCAGUCACAGCAACAGCUGAUAAAGUACUGGGAGGCAUUCUUGCCAGAGGCAAAAGCAAUUGCGUGAUGGAGUCCGCUGGCCAAUGGAAAGAAAGAAGAGGAGGAGGAUGCCUUUUUAAUACACUUUACCUCUCGCCUAUAAACCAAGAAAAUAACCCGAGAGUGCGCUGCAAAGGGAAGAAUUAGAUACAAUAGUCGUUUUUUUUUCAAUCAUCCUAAACCUAUAUCUCUUCAUUCUAACUGUUGUAUUAGUAAUUGUAUAUUUUCAUUUAACCUUCCACAUGUAUUUUCUAAAUGGUGAAAACAAACUUUAGCUCUUUUGUGAUGGUAUGGAUGCGUGUGAGGGCUGGGUGUCCUACUUGUGUAUGCAACUUGAAUGAUUCCAUUAGUUUCCACUUCAGAUGAGGAGAAAUCAUUGUUCUCAUUGUUAAUAUAAGGAUGUUGCACUAAGAGGAGAUUUUUACACAUCAGCAUUGUUAAUCAUUUACAACAGAGUGCCCAUCACACAAAACAGAUGACACACUAGGCAGAGUUUAUGGGGCUUUCAAGGGGACCUAGUUGAAUGAAAUGCCCAAUUCCAAAUCAAACACCAGCACCCUACUCCCCAUGCACAGAACAUCCACCUAGUCUUCCAAAAGACUGAGUUUUUCCUACAUUGCUAGUGUGGCUGGAGGUCCAUUUGGACACAUGUGGAGCCACAUUCAGCCUGUAUAGUUUGGGAGGAUCUUGAGAUGUUUAAUCACACGUCAGUAAAAUUUCUCAAUUUUGAGUGUCUAAAACCUUUUACAUGAUCGGUUCAAUCACUGUGGACAUGACAUUAACCCUCCAAAAUAAAUGUAAAGAAAAUAACAACCAUACUAAAAAGGUUGAUAAGUGUGAAAAAUAAUGUAAAAAGUUGAAACCACGCCAGUAACUGGUAAAAUUACUACUGGUCUGGGCUCCUGAGGCUGUUCUGUUACAUGUUUAGACAAUAACACACACCCCUCAUGGAUUUGGGAGUUGGUUUAGCACCUUGCGGUUGUAUAUGGUUUGCUGUGAUCUGUACUUUACAGUAGGUCAAGUAGGCUCUCUGCACCCCUUGAGGCACUGGUAAUACAGUGGGAAAAACGCAUUGUCAUUAAUUUCAGUGGAAGCUGUCUUUAUCUAACAGUUAUUGCAGAUUGUGUGAUUAUUUUGUGGAUGGAUGGCAUUGGAUUU